AAACCAUCCCAGUUUCACCCGUUUGGAUAGCAGUUAUAUAGACAUAAGAUCCCUUGUUUGUCUGAACAAUAAACGAACCUCAAAUAUAAGUGUACCCACACAUGUUGCAAGGACCACCUGUUGCUAGCAACAUCUGAUUUGCAUCCCGGCAACAUUCAUCAGCCGCCCCGUGGGUCUGGUGGCAAUUCAUUUGCCUGUCAUCCUUCUCCCCGUUUUUCUGGCCUAUAAAAGAACAGGAACUUCGGCCAGAAGCAUCAGACAACCAGUGACCGUUCUAGGAAGAACAUCUGACCGAAAAACAUAUUCUGCCAACCUAGUGAAGUUUUGAAAAGUCUGUUGCAAUCAUGAAAUCAAUGUUGGUCAACGCAGUUUUAGUGCUUUUUAUAAUCGCAGAGUUCAGUGCAGCAGAGAUGGACCACGACAAGAACCGCCGAGGUGCCAACAUGGGUCUCUAUGCCUUCCCGCGCGUUGGCCGCGGAGAUCCGAGUCUGGCAAACAGUCUGCGCGACGGAUUAGAGGCUGGGUUCCUCGACGGCAUUUACGGAGAUGCCUCCCAGGAGGAUUAUAAUGAGGCCGAUUUCCAGAAGAGGGCCAGUGGUCUGGUGGCCUUCCCACGCGUUGGCCGCGGAGACGCCGAGCUGAGGAAGUGGGCCCAUCUGCUGGCCCUGCAACAGGUGCUGGACAAGCGCACGGGACCCAGUGCCUCAUCGGGAUUGUGGUUCGGUCCCCGCCUCGGAAAGCGCAGUGUGGACGCCAAGUCCUUCGAGGACACCAACAAGGGACAAAAGGAAUUCAACUAAGCCCACACACUGUCUUGUGAUUGAUGAACUGAUGAUGAAAGGCACCUACUUUUUGACACUCUCAAUGUCGUAAACACCUUUUUGUACAUCAAAGAGAACGCUUCUAAUUGAAUAUUGUAACGGGUAUACAGCAAAUAUGUUUUUCGGUCAAAUAUAUUACGAAUUAAGGGCUGGUGAGAGCUUGUAAUUAA
This is a messenger RNA of Drosophila suzukii, 991 nucleotides long. RefSeq names its product cardio acceleratory peptide capability (gene Capa). The record is from RefSeq and is a predicted model, not a curated record. Lineage: Eukaryota; Metazoa; Arthropoda; Insecta; Diptera; Drosophilidae.